This is a messenger RNA of Penicillium soppii, 4224 nucleotides long. Its product is annotated as chromatin-binding protein RAD9. Bases 1 to 4224 code for a protein of 1407 amino acids. Gene Ontology annotation, biological process: DNA damage checkpoint signaling; positive regulation of transcription by RNA polymerase II. Lineage: Eukaryota; Fungi; Ascomycota; Eurotiomycetes; Eurotiales; Aspergillaceae. Gene Ontology annotation, molecular function: histone binding. The transcript is spliced from 2 exons. Gene Ontology annotation, cellular component: nucleus. The record is from RefSeq and is a predicted model, not a curated record.
AUGGAAAGCCAAGACAGCAUCGAUUUGGUGAAGUUACAACGCGACGCGUUGGGGCUACAUCAAUUUCAUUCGAGCCUCUCGCAGUCUGCCAAAAAUAUCAACCACGACGCUCUUUGUCCUACACACGAAGUUAACAGCCUUUCCAACGACAUAUCCAACGGUCAUCUCCCUCCGAAAUCAUCAGACCCCGGACAACCGAGUAAAAGUCGCCACCCUCGGUUUCGAUCUCGGCAGCAUGAGGCACGCCCCAUGAUGUCCAACAAUACUGGCAAUGAACUGGCAAUGGGUCCAGGCUCGCAAUUCGGUAACAUGAGCUCCGCAGACGUUGCUCCGGGGGACACACAGGUCGUUUCACAGUCGGUAUACGACAGUAUGAUUCGGCAAAAUGAGGAGUCGAUGCACCAGGACUUUUUACAAACAGGGGCCGACGGAGCAACAUUGAGGACUCUGUAUGAGGGUGAUAGCGGGCAUAUCGAUCUCAUAUCGGAACUGGACGCACACCAUGGACCGACCUUUUCCCAAGACUACGACAACGAGGUCGCAAGUACAUCCGAACCGAACCAGUCUUCUCCGAUGGCAUUCGCACCCGAUCUUUUUCCCGAAUCGCAACGUUUCCUGGCAGAAACACCUGGGACGGUGGUGAAGAGCAAUGGGCCGAAGGGCAUGAUAACCGAGACUCCCAGUAUCUCGCGGAAUCCACUGGCCGGGGAUAUCGGGUCGAGUGGUGGCCUUCUCGGUCUGAGCCAGGUAUUCGGAGCCACCCAGGCUCCGUCGUCUCCCAUAGUUCAUGGCCUGCAAUCUGAGCUGGCAUCUGAUCGCCCGUCGCCUAAUAUCCCCAUUCAACGGGCCCGUUUCAUGACUGGUGUUUCCUCCCCUCUGGUCGGGUUGCCGGGCCAUUUCAUGAGAGACUCAUCGGAACCGAACUUGAACUAUAUAUCGAUGAAAGAGUCUCAGACGAGGCGUGACCUUACUCUGGGUGAGAGGUUGACUCGGUCGGCAGAUGACCUCCACUCAGAUCAGAGUGACAAGGAAUUCUACAAAGAGUCAAGCUUUGUAAAACGUGCGCGGCGGCAGCGGGAUAUCGAUGAGGAAACUGCGGCCCAGUUAAAUGGGCUGAGUGCUCCUGCUAGAUCUACAUCCGCCAGACCACAGACUUCCCCCGAGCAGCCGAUUGAACCAGAUCAAGCAAUGGCGGAGGCUGUUGCUAGCGAGGAGGAAACAGAGCAAGAGGAAGAUAUUGUUGUACAAGUACCAAGGUCACAAGACGCCCCUCAAUCCUCAAUGGAAGAGGACAAAGAGAACUACGAUGGCCCUCUGGAUGCUGCUGCCGCCGCCAGUGCUCACGACCGACUUUCCCAGGCACUUGGGUUUCAACCAAUCGCUUCUCCAUCUCGCGGAUGCUAUGAUGGGGAAGUUGAUGAUGAAACAGACGGCCCAGUUUACCUCGCCUCCCAUACUGGUGAACAGCCCAACGGUGCGGUGCGCUCUUCUCAGAUGAUGGUGAAAGACUCCCAACCGUCCCCUCAAUCGACGCCGAAACGCAUCGAUCGCAAAUAUAUUGAGCCUAUCUGCCAAACCCCUUCGCCUUCCCGCUCGCGCAUUCAAUCUCCUGCAAGAGAACGUCUGCGAUCUUCACCUCCCUUCUCUCGACCAACAUCAAGACAUUCGAACACUCAGAGAAAUGGCACCGCGUCAAUUGCACAAACCACGGAACCCGGUAAGAGUGUAUGCCUCAUUGAAGCCGAACAAAUACCUCCCGGCAACCCACCAGAGCAACGUGAUGUAGAGGCAUCGCGAUCCAGAGCGGAAGCAGAAACUGGAGGAAACUCAUCGUCGAUGCCAUUCGAUGUAGUCCAGACACCUGUUCAUCAGCGCCUACAGCAUAUUGGAGACAUGGCUCGAUUGCCUAGUGUCCAAGAGACAAGCCCCAGUCAUUCUCAUUUCAACUCUGAGACUGGGUCCAAUGGGCUGGGCAAUGAAGAUGACGACCUUCCGCCCAUGUUCAAUGGGGCGCCAAGUAACCGAAGCAAUAACAUCCGACCUAGUGGGCCGAGGGCACUUUCUUCCCCUCUUAAAAAGCUGCUGUCCAGCCCGGGAGGAAGCCAGCGUAGAGCUUUGACCGAGAUUGCCGCAGAUCUUUCGCCGCAGGUCGGAACUGGUGGCUUUGAUCUAGGAAUUGGAGUGUUCAUAACGGAGGAUCAAGAGUUCAAUGCCUUGAUGGAUGGAUCGCCAACCCGUCCGAGGAAGAGGCGGCGCGGUAAUAAUAGCUCAAGUUAUAUUGCCUCUGAUCCUAUCAUACCUGUCACCCCUCGCGCUCAACCACCUAAAUCUGUUACGCCGUUCCAUUCAUCGCAAUUUCGGCCCGCUCCUAUCCCAGAGGAGUCGGAUGCUGCGGCUUUCUUGCAAGUCCCUGAAACAAUAAUUCGGAGGCAACAAAAGCCUCCGCGGCGAGCUACCGAAAAUGUCUGGGAAAUCGAAGGUUCACCCGAGCAGCCAGUUCGCCGGAGAUCAAGAAUCGGCAAACAGGCUACAUCACGGCCGUUGCAAAAGAACCAUAUUCCUGAAACGAGCUCCGGACUUAUAGAAAAACCACAACCUUCGCCUAAAGUUGUGAUUCCCAAACCUCCGUCGGCUCCAUCCUCUGAAGUCGCCGAUGUAUCACCAAUUAUUGCAUCUGAUGAUAUUCUCGAGUCAGGGGCAAACACCACCGAAGAUCCUCCUACUACACCCCGACAAACACACACAUUAUCGGAAGACACUGCUCAAAUCGCUCCAAGCCAAGUACUUGCCGUUUGGAUGGGCCAAAAACGUGCAUACUACCCAGCAACAUGCUUUGGAACACCCUUGGGAGUACCAAAGGACAAAUACUCUGUCAAAUUCGAGGAUAGUCUUCAUCUCGAGGUGACAAAAGGCGCAGUGAAGAGAUUCGAGCUUCGGCUCGGAGACGGUGUCAAAAUUGAUAUGCCCAAUGUUCCCAAGGUUACCCACGUUGUUCGCGGCUUCGAUGACAGGUUGACCCGAGAGGAGCUUGCCAAAGCAGCUGACGAUGGUCUUUAUCCUAUCACUGACAUCUAUGGUCACUCUACUGUCAUAGUCGGCCCCAAGCAACGCAAGAGCUUGCCAAAUGGCGGCCUGAACAACAGUGAAAACGUGAUCAAGGUGCCUCUUGCUCGUAUCUAUCUCGACACUAUAUUGUGGAAUCAGCUGAAAGACCGGGCAUUCACACCUCGCCCGGCACCUGUUCAGCAAGAGAGCACGGUACAUACCCCCUCUGAGAAGUCAUCUGCGCCUGUAUCCCCCAGUGCUCGUUUCUCUCGAAGCAUUCACCAAGCAAACGGCAUGUUUUCCGGCAUGGUAUUUGCAGUCUCUUACGGAGACGACGAAACAACCAAAAGUCGCAUCUCGAAGCUGAUCGUGGAGAAUGGUGGUACCAUAUUACAUGAAGGAUUUACUGAGCUGUUCGAAUCUUCAUCGAUUGUCCCCUUUGAUACCCCCACCAAAACCAACGCCAAGGACGCAGACCCCAAUAGCAAAGGCCUGCAACUCACACCCCUCGCCGAGGAUGUAGGCUUCGCCUGUUUGAUCGCCGAGACCCAUUCCCGGCGCGAGAAAUACAUGCAAGCCCUCGCCCUCAAUCUCCCAUGUCUAUCAGGACGCUGGGUAGACGACUGCGUCACCAAAGGCCGCGUCCUAGACUGGGACAUCUACCUCCUCCCAGCCGGCGAAUCAACAUACCUCAACGGCGCGACAAAAUCCCGCCUCAUGCUCCCAACACCCCCAUCCACAGCCCGCCUCUCCGAGACCAUCUCAGCACGCCCAAAACUCCUCGCAGGCCAUUCCGUCCUCCUCGUCAUGGGCCGCGGCAAAGCCGAAGAAAAGCGCAAAGCUUACAUCUUCCUCACCUAUGCCCUGGGAGCGUCCCGCGUCGAGCGCGUUCCCGAUCUCGGUACCGCAAGGGCUUUGAUAGACUCCCAAUCUGAUGCUGGCGUGCCCACUAGCUGGGAUUGGAUCUAUGUUGAUGAUGCGGAUCAGGCGGCCGCGAAGUCCAUGCUCACGCCUAGAGCUAGGACGCAGCGGAUUCAUUUGUUUCAUGGAAAAAAGAGGAAGAGGUCGAUUGCUUCGUCUACGCCCACGCCACCUGGCGAGCUUAAGUGUUCUGCUAGGGUUGUGGGGAAUGAAUUUGUUUGUCAAAGUUUGAUUCUGGGUAGUUUGUAUGAGGAGUGA